Messenger RNA from Pipra filicauda (Wire-tailed manakin), 470 nucleotides. RefSeq names its product calcium-binding protein 8. Gene Ontology annotation, molecular function: calcium ion binding. NCBI's taxonomy places the organism in Eukaryota, Metazoa, Chordata, Aves, Passeriformes, Pipridae. The transcript has 3 exons. The record is from RefSeq and is a predicted model, not a curated record. The annotation marks the transcript as partial.
AGUCACACUCCGGGCUUUGAUGUCCCCAUGAUGAGCUCACCCAGCGCCCAGAACCUGCCAGCUCACCCUCCUGAUGGGGCUGAUCGAGGAGCGAGGAGAGGGGCAGCCCAAGCAUGAAGGUGGCCGAGGGGACGAGUCUCCCGGGGAGAAGGAGAAGGAGGAGUCGCAGCAGAGGAUGAGACAACCCGAGUUUCCCUCCUGGGAGAAGAUGCCAUUCCACCAUGUGACAGCUGGCUUGUUGUACAAGGGCAACUACCUGAACCGCUCGCUCUCCGCCGGCAGCGACAGCGAACAGCUCGCCAACAUCUCCGUGGAGGAGCUGGAUGAAAUCCGGGAGGCUUUCCGAGUGCUGGACAGGGAUGGGAAUGGCUUCAUCUCCAAGCAGGAGCUGGGCAUGGCGAUGCGCUCGCUGGGGUACAUGCCCAGUGAGGUGGAGCUGGCCAUCAUCAUGCAGCGCCUGGACAUGGAUG